AUGGGUGUACUGGGCAACGCCGACAACCGCAGCAACAACGUCGUCAACCUCAGCAGGUCCGUCGCUGUAGCCCCCGAACCGCCGUGUCAGUGUACCGUAGACCAUUUCUUGGCACCGCUCAAGUUCAAAAUGAAAGGGCUGAAGAAAAUCCGCAAGAAAAUUGGCCUGGCUCCGAAAUCGGGAACCGGCGCCGUCAAUCCUAACCUGCCGCCAUUAAGAUUUCAUAACGUGCAUGGCGAAAAUGUCCGGUUGUACAAGGACGGGUUCGUCGCCAGACGGGUGGACAGCUUUUGCAAAGGAGUGGCGUUCAGCAGUCGGCCGGUUGCCAUCAACGAAAAGGUGUACAUCAAGUUCCUGGAGAUAUCCGACAACUGGAGCGGCGUACUCCGGUUCGGGUUCACCAGCGAAGACCCGUCGAACGUCAAGAAAGUGCCGAAAUACGCUUGUCCCGAUCUGACCAGCAAAUCAGGAUUUUGGGCGAAAGCGCUUAGCGAACGACACGCGGUCCACGACGGCUUACUAUUUUUCUACGUCGACGCGGGCGGUGACGUGCACUACGGCCUCAACGGCGAGUCCAAAGGCGUGUUCAUGCAGGGCAUUGACACCAGAUCGCCUCUCUGGGUGCUGUUGGACAUUUACGGUAAUUCGACCAUCGUCGAGUUUCUCGAUUGCCGUCCGCAGCUGAACAACAACAGGAUAUCCAGAAGCGAUGAACUUGAAAUCUCCUCUCAGAUGUCCGCCGUGACCUUGUCGUCUUCAACAGUUCCGUCUCCCCCGCGCGUCCAAUCCGCGGACAACGUGGAACCGCUGGGACUGGUGCGCAAGGGCCGCCACGUGAUGAUCAGCAUGAAAGACGGUGUUCCGUGCGUGGGCACCAGGCUGUCGACGGCCUUCUUCCAGGGCUACACGUUCACGAAACAGCCGCUGCAGAUCGGCGAGAAAUACCUGGUGCAGAUCACAAAAACCAGUCAGCUGUACGUGGGCAGCCUGUCGUUCGGCGUCACGUGCUGCGACCCGAGCAGCAUCGGCAUCGGUGAGCUGCCCGACGACCCCAACCAGCUGGUCGACCGCCGCGAGUACUGGGUCAUGAGCAGGAACGUCGCGGAAGACACCAAACCCGGCGACGUGCUGAUAUUCUCCAUCAACAACAACGGCGAAGUAUUGUGCAGCAAAAACGGAAACCCGGAAAUCGUGCUGAUGUGCGUGGACCACUCUCAAACGCUGUGGGGCGUGUUCGACAUAUACGGCACGACCACGCAGAUCGUCGUGUCGAAAAUGUUGUCCAGGCCGUCCAUGGGCUGCUCCCCGAACGCCAUCGUCCACUCCUCACCGCAACCGUCGACCUCCUACGAGACGGUCUCGGCGGUUUCGCCGACCGUGUGCUACGCGCCGCAGCAACCGAUGGUCCGGUCCAACAUCCUAGAAGUGAACACCGACGCCAACGGCGGCACAGUGCUCAUCGUCAACUUACCUGCCGCCCAGAACAAUCAGAUGUGCCAUCCGUCGCCGGCCCUAUCUCAGGCGUCUUCCGGCAUGCAGCAGCACCAACAGAUGUCUGCUAGACCACCGUCCGUCACCAUCCAACAGAUACAGCCAAGAGCCGCUCCUGUUGUCGUCCAACAACCACAUCUUCCAGAGCAAAUACCUUCCGGUGAAGGAGAAUGUUCGAUUUGUUUCGAAAGAGCAGUUGACUGUGCUUUGUACACAUGCGGUCACCUUUGCAUGUGCUACGAAUGCGCUAAGAAGCAGUGGGUCCGUUUGGGCCGUUGUCCAAUUUGCCGUGCUGUCAUUAAGGACGUUAUUAAGAUAUACAAAUAA
Messenger RNA from Macrosiphum euphorbiae (potato aphid), 1818 nucleotides. The record is from the annotation of a GenBank genome assembly. NCBI's taxonomy places the organism in Eukaryota, Metazoa, Arthropoda, Insecta, Hemiptera, Aphididae.